Messenger RNA from Pyricularia pennisetigena, 3162 nucleotides. RefSeq lists its product as uncharacterized. Gene Ontology annotation, molecular function: phosphatidylinositol kinase activity. The record is from RefSeq and is a predicted model, not a curated record. Bases 1 to 3162 code for a protein of 1053 amino acids. Gene Ontology annotation, biological process: phosphatidylinositol metabolic process. Lineage: Eukaryota; Fungi; Ascomycota; Sordariomycetes; Magnaporthales; Pyriculariaceae. The transcript has 3 exons.
AUGCCCUCCAGGUCAUUUAUCGAAAGCCAACAGCAGCCCGACAGCUUGCACUCAGACUUCAAACCGAACGCCGCCGGCGUUGUCCAUUUCGACUUUGGCUUUGCUAGCGACAAGGUCCAUGGAAACCAGCCUGUGCACCGGGCCCCCUCCUCACACCCAUCGAAUGAUAGUUUCGACGAAGCCUACAGCAGCACCUCGAGCAAUACGUCAAACUCGUCGUCGGCCUGCGCUCCCCCGACACGCCUGAAUGGGGACGAUUCGGCGGGCAAUACCACAAUUCCCGCCGACAUGACGUCUGCCACAGCGAUGUUGAACGGGAAGCCUGGCGCCGGCGAGAAGCUCUCUCACGUCGAGACCACCGAAUCUUUCUUCAGGAAGCCAUUGGUAAACGGUGUUACUACGACGACCUUGGUUGACCGAACCAUCUCCUCUAAUCCAAAUCAACAACAGCAAGACGUGCCCCCACCGUCACAUUCACCUCCAGAGCCUCCACAACAAAGGAUCAGUAAUGGCACGAACCACGACGAUCAUAGAAUGCACGUGUCGUCUGCUCAUAGAGACAGUCAUCUGUUGAGAGCGUCAAUUGCCUCAACAAACGGCGAAUCAAUACCACCCACACCCGUUGAUAUGUACAUGAAGCCCAUGCACAGGGCCGAUGUCGUCACUCUGGAUACCUCUCCUGCCUCUGCUCCUUCUCACAACUUUUCUAACCCUACUAGUCCCACGCCCGCCACUCCGGAGCGCAACGGCGUACCUCAUCGCUUCUCCUCUCCUCCUCAUUAUAACUCUAAUGGAGGAACGCCGUCGUCCUCCUCGGCUGGCCUCGCACCACCAGGGACUGCUCUGAAACACCGUCACACCUUGGAAGUACCAAAAGUCGGUCCGUCUAGGGGUUCUCGGGAUGGCGCGGAUGCAGCUUAUACCAGUGGGCGCUUCUCACCCACCACUACGCCCACUGGCGGGCGUAGGGCUUCUCUGAGCUUGGUUCGCCGGAACACGAGGUCACUGCACUCCGACAUGCCCCGUGACGAAGUAAUACCGGACGAUGAUGCGCUUAGGUGGGCCGAGGCAUACCGUCAAAAGAGGGCGAGCAAGCGGAAGCGUCUGGAAGAAGACGACGACCGUGUUGUCAUUGGAAACAAGGUCGACGAAAAACACGCCAAUUGGGUUGCAGCUUACAACAUGCUUACGGGCAUUCGCGUCUCUGUUUCGCGGACGAACGCGAAGCUGGAUAGGGCCCUGACCGACGAAGACUUCCAGACCAAGCAAAAGUCCACGUUUGAUGUCGCCGGCAAUGAGCUCGUUCCAUCAGCAAAGUACGACUUCAAGUUCAAGGACUACGCGCCUUGGGUCUUCCGCCGCCUCCGUGCCGUCUUCGGUCUCGAUCCCGCAGAUUAUUUGAUGUCUCUGACUGGCAAAUAUAUCUUGUCCGAGCUCGGUUCUCCAGGCAAGAGCGGCAGCUUCUUCUAUUUUUCCCGAGACUACAAGUAUAUCAUCAAGACGAUUCACCACUCGGAACACAAGUUCCUUCGCAAGAUUCUCAAGGAUUACUACGAGCAUGCGACCGAAAAUCCGAACACGCUGCUCUCUCAGUUCUAUGGCCUCCAUCGUGUGAAAGUUGCAUAUGGUCGCAAGAUUCACUUUGUGGUCAUGAACAACCUCUUUCCACCUCACCGGGACAUACACCAAACGUAUGAUCUGAAGGGCUCCACCAUUGGCAGGGACUACAAGGAAGAAAAUCUAGGCCAGAAUCCACGUGCCACUUUGAAGGAUUUGAACUGGCUCAGGCGUAAGAAGCAUUUGGAGCUUGGAAUUCAGAAGAAGCAGCUAUUUUUGGAACAGUUGAGGAAAGAUGUCAAGUUGCUGCAGAAGCUGAAGAUCAUGGAUUACUCUUUGCUCAUUGGGAUUCAUGAUCUCAAUCGAGGAAAUGAGGAGAAUCUGCGACACAAGACCCUCCAAGUUUUCAACCCAGGCGGUAGCGCAGGCCCAGAUGACCCCGAUCCUUCCAAGUCAGUACUCUUGCGGACGCCAUCAAAGCUGGAGAACCAGCGGAAAGCACGGGAGCUGAGGCAAAUGAUCAAAUCUGAGAGGCCCAUACCAAUGGGCGAAGGCAGCAGUACUAUGCCAAAUGAGUUGGAACAAGGGGUAAGAUCAGACUCAGUAUUCUACAAGGACGAUGGGGGAUUCCAGGCCACCCACGAAGACAACAGCCCUGGCGAAGAGAUCUAUUAUCUGGGCGUCAUCGACUGCCUUACUCACUAUGGAUUCCUCAAGAAGAUCGAGCACUUCUGGAAGGGUUUGUCGCAUGAUAGGACUCAAAUCUCGCCAGUUCCGCCGGAAGAAUACGGAGACCGCUUUAUCAACUUCAUGUCUGGCAUAACGAUGUCACCCGAGGAGGCGGAACGGGAAGCUCAAGAACGGGACGCUCGUAUGCAAGCCGCGGCAGCCGUAGCGGAUGCUCAGGCAGCUGCGGCGAAGGAGGAUAAGGAGAAGGGCAAGGAACGUGGCUCGACCUGGAACAGCAAAUCCCGUUCGAAACCAAAUGCGAUCCCUCCGAUCCCAUCCCAUCAACCACCUCCUAUUCCUGGAGCGAAGUCCCCUGAGGUUGGAGAUGUAAUACGCAGGGCCGAGCAUGAGGCGUUCAAACACCCCGAACGAGAGCAUGAAGUGCCAGAUGUGGUGUUGCGCACAACAGCAACUGACGGGUCAAUGGAAUCGAACGGAUCGAAGAUGAACGGUUCUGCCUCGGCCGCAUCGGAACGUAGGGAACCUGCGCAAUCUGCAGCUGUACUACCGGUUGUGGAGGAAGCGGGAGAGGCCUCUUCAACGGGCGAGAGAAGCAGAAGCCGUGUUUCAAACCGCUCGGAUAUGUCGACACAUAGUGAGCGCAGGCCCGUUACGCCAGCUAAGGAUCGGGGGCGUUUGCAUGGAUUUGGAGUUUUGUCAGCGUUGAAGGGGAACCAGAAAGGUCUUCCACCACCGACGCCACCCAAAAGCAGCCAUCUGAAGCCCGAAAGUGCAGACAGUGGAUACGGCGUGGUCGGGGGUGGUGGCCACAAUAUAAAGACGGGUCGAGUGCGGUCCAAUUCCGACGCGCGUAGCACCAAGGGAUCCAUUAGCCGCGAGAGUCUCGAUAAAGCCCUCCCGCCGCUCCCGACAUAG